AUGUCCGCUGAGCAGACCUUCUCCCAGGCCGACCUUCGCAGCAACGCUCAGUCUUACAAGCGCGACGCUACUCACAAGCACAAGUGGGCCUUGGGAACCUCGGACGGUGUGGGCAGGGCUCCAGGCAAGCCACGGCCAUACCGUCCAUCCGAGACGGAGUACAACCUCAAGCGACGUGAGGAGAAGAGCGCCGUAGCUUCCCUCGCCCACGGCACCAAGAUUGCCCGCAAGCAUGACAUGCUCGAAGGUACCGCCAUGACGGACGACUCUUCCGGUAGCAACUCAGACGAGUACGACGAGACGCCUUCGCCACCUGUCGAUGCCGGUGUUACGUAUUCGUUCGACCACGCCCGUGGCCCAACCAAGGGCAGCCAGAUCUUGAACGUCGCCCUCGCCAAGGCUGUGGAGAAGUUUGAAGAGCGGGAGACUGUCAAGUUGGUCAAGAGCGAGUACGAGCUGCUGGACUCCGAGGGCGAGGCUGUCACUCCUUCGCCAGCGAAGAAGCGCAAGGGCAAGAAGGCAGCUGCUGAGCAGGCUGUUGUGGUUCCAACUGAGGAUGAAGACUACGAGUUUGUGUAA
Zasmidium cellare ATCC 36951 is the source of this 579-nucleotide messenger RNA. RefSeq lists its product as uncharacterized. Bases 1 to 579 code for a protein of 192 amino acids. Lineage: Eukaryota; Fungi; Ascomycota; Dothideomycetes; Mycosphaerellales; Mycosphaerellaceae. The transcript has 2 exons. The record is from RefSeq and is a predicted model, not a curated record.